AUACGUAGCUGCUGUUAGCUAGCUAGCUUGUCUUGCUAUCCAGCUACCGUUCCUAAUAAGUGCAAAAUAGUUUCUUCCUCUUUCCCACAAACUGAACAUGUUUCAGCAGAAUCCAGGAGGAAGCGACUGUAAUGAAAGGAAAUGUAACCGUUGAAGUGACUCAGUUGUCCACCCAUCCCCGGGUGCCAUGUGCUUCAUGUGCUAGUCAUUUGAACAACUGAUAGAGUGUGUUGUUGUUGCCGCCCAGAUCUUAUACAUAGUGGUCAAUGUCUGCCAUUUCUUAAAUGGGAAACCCUCUUUAUAACAAGGAUGCCAAAUUAUGGCUUGACACCAGACUGGUCAUUAGUGUUUAGUCGGGAAAUUUCUUUGAGAUAUUCAAAGUGCGAAUCUGAAUGAUGCACAGAUAUGCUGAGAAAUGUCUAGGAAAGCAAGCUAAAUUGUGAUCAAGAAGAAAAAAAAAAAAAACAGCACGAUUUUGAUUUAGUUUGUCAUUAAUAGUAACCACACAGUUAACACCUGUUUCAACCAAUGUUUACAUGUACACCAGGAAGACCAGGAAGGCAUUUGAUGCUAUAGUACUGCAAGAUCACCAGCCAUGGCCGCAAUGCUGUUAGAGGCAGCUCUUCACUCUAUGAACAGUACACCCCUCCAAGUUUCUUGUCUGCGAUGUGUACACUGUGGAACAGGGAUGGGUGUGUUGAAACGGAUGCUGGGAAGUGGCUUGAGGAGGUCGUACUUCUCCACUAGUGCCAAUCGUCAGCUCAUAGGAGGGGCAGUCACCCCUGUGUUCACUAAGUCACUGAAAUUUGGGAACAGGCUUGCGAUCCUGGAUUCUUGCGGGAGCCACAGCUACCAGGACCUGUAUGACAGCAGCAGGGCCUUGGCAAAGAAAAUCACAGAGCUGCUAGGCUGCAGCACAGGGGACCUACAGGGACAGCGCAUCUCCUUCCUGUGUGCCAAUGAUGCCUCCUAUGUAGUGGCACAGUGGGCCUCCUGGAUGUGUGGCGGCACAGCUGUGCCCCUCUACAGGAAGCACCCUCCGUCUGAGCUGGAGUACAUCAUUACCGACUCCCAAUCCUCCUUGCUGGUGGCUGGACACUCCUACUCUGAAACUCUGGAGCCUCUGGCACAGAAACUGGGGCUCCCUUGCUUGCAGCUGCCUGCCACCUCCAGCCUGGAUUCCUUGAAGCCUGCAGAGAUGCACUCUGAGCCAGCUAUUGUGGACUGGGCAGACAGGCCAGCCAUGAUCAUCUACACCAGCGGCACUACAGGCAGACCCAAAGGGGUAUUAAGCACCCACACCAACCUGCAGGCUAUGAUUCAGUGUCUGGUGUCAGAGUGGGGCUGGUCCAUGGAUGAUGUCAUUUUGCACACCCUGCCACUGCACCAUGUCCAUGGCAUUGUGAACAAGCUGCUGUGCCCGCUCUGGGUGGGUGCCACCUGCCUGAUGCUACCGGAAUUCCAGCCACAGAAGGUGUGGGAGUAUUUGCUCAGUUCCAAGGCUCCACGAGUUAAUGUGUUCAUGGCUGUUCCCACCAUCUACUCCAAACUGAUCCAGUACUAUGAGCAGCACUUCACCCAGCCUCACGUCCAAGACUUUGUAAGGGCCAUCUGCAUGGAAAGAAUCAGGCUGAUGGUGUCAGGCUCAGCUGCCCUGCCCCAGCCCAUCCUGACGCGCUGGGAGGAGAUCACAGGACACACCCUGCUAGAGCGCUAUGGCAUGACUGAGAUUGGCAUGGCACUGUCCAACCCGCUGAAGGGACCACGCAUACCAGGUGCAGUGGGCAAUCCUCUUCCUGGAGUGGAGGUGCGAAUUGUUAUGAACACUACCAUUGUUGCCGAGGGCAGCAGCAUGGGGACUCAGGUUUGGCCAGGACUGGAGGGGAAGGAAGGGGAGCUGAUGGUGCGAGGCCCUUCUGUCUUCACUGAGUACUGGAACAAACCACAGGAGACCAAGGACUCCUUCACCACUGAUGGCUGGUUCAAAACUGGAGACACAGCAGUUUACAAGGGUGGGGUGUACUGGAUCAUGGGGCGCACAUCGGUGGACAUCAUCAAGAGCGGUGGCUACAAGAUAAGCGCUCUUGAGGUAGAGAGACAUCUGCUGGCCCACCCAGAUAUUGCAGAUGUUGCUGUCAUUGGUGCUCGUGAUGCUGUUUGGGGACAGAAAGUGACUGCUGUGGUGCAGCUAAAGCAAGGGAAGAAUCUGACACUGCAGGAGUUGAAGAACUGGGCCAGAGAGCGAAUGGCAUCGUACUCCAUCCCCACUGGCCUGGUCCUGGUGGACGAGAUGCCCCGUAACCAGAUGGGGAAAGUCAACAAGAAGGACCUGCUGAAACAAUUCUUCCCCAGCUAAGGAUGCCAACUGUCACCUGUCACUUUCUGGCCACUGCUCUAGGGAUUUGUACAAGUGAAGGAAGGAAAUGAAUUAGGAAAAGCCAAUGCUACCCUACAGCAAGACAAAAGGGUGGCAGUGUCUAUCACAUCCACAGUGCCACAGAAAUGACUACAUCACAAGACCUGUAGAGAUGUGUUGAAAAAAGAAGGUUCCUUAGAGGUUGAAGACGGGUUUAAAACCACCCGACA
Messenger RNA from Megalops cyprinoides (Indo-Pacific tarpon), 2586 nucleotides. It is a transcript of the gene acsf3, whose product is annotated as acyl-CoA synthetase family member 3. The coding region runs from base 596 to 2356 and encodes 586 amino acids. The transcript is spliced from 9 exons. Gene Ontology annotation, biological process: fatty acid metabolic process. Gene Ontology annotation, molecular function: medium-chain fatty acid-CoA ligase activity. The record is from RefSeq and is a predicted model, not a curated record. Lineage: Eukaryota; Metazoa; Chordata; Actinopteri; Elopiformes; Megalopidae.